This is a messenger RNA of Perca fluviatilis (European perch), 3107 nucleotides long. RefSeq names its product flotillin-2. The record is from RefSeq and is a predicted model, not a curated record. Gene Ontology annotation, biological process: protein localization to plasma membrane; regulation of myoblast differentiation. Lineage: Eukaryota; Metazoa; Chordata; Actinopteri; Perciformes; Percidae. The transcript has 11 exons. Gene Ontology annotation, cellular component: plasma membrane. The coding region runs from base 171 to 1457 and encodes 428 amino acids.
CGUCACUGCGCGCUGUCGUUAGGUGGGGCGGGGGCCGUGUUGUUGCUAUCGUCUUGCGGGGGGACGCGAAGACUCUUUCACACCAUUCAGAUUUGGAUUAGCUGAACCACGGAUAACAUUUAUAUCAUCAACUCCGUAAAGGAUCCCGCUGUUUGCCAUCUCGAGUCAACAUGGGGAGCUGUUUAACUGUGGGGCCGAACGAAGCUCUGGUGGUCUCCGGUGGUUGUUGUGGCUCUGAUACAAAGACCUACGCUGUGGGAGGCUGGGCCUGGGCUUGGUGUCUCAUCUCGGACACUCAGAGGAUAACCCUGGAGAUCAUGACUCUGCAGCCCCGAUGUGAGGACGUGGAGACAGCAGAGGGGGUAGCCAUCACGGUCACAGGUGUGGCUCAGGUGAAAGUCAUGACGGAGCAUGACUUACUGGCAGUGGCUUGUGAGCAGUUCCUGGGUAAAUCGGUCAUGGAAAUCAAAGCUGUGGUUCUGCAGACUUUGGAGGGACAUCUGCGCUCCAUUCUAGGUACCUUGACUGUAGAGCAGAUCUAUCAGGACAGAGACCAGUUCGCUAAACUGGUGAGGGAGGUAGCAGCUCCCGACGUGGGCAGGAUGGGCAUCGAGAUUCUCAGCUUUACCAUCAAGGAUGUGUACGAUAAACUGGAUUACCUGAGCUCCCUGGGGAAGACCCAGACUGCAGCCGUCCAGAGGGACGCAGACAUCGGCGUGGCUGAGGCAGAGAGGGAUGCUGGGAUACGGGAAGCCGAGUGUAAGAAGGAGAUGAUGCACGUCAAAUUCCAGGCUGACACCAAGAUGGCCGAUUCCAAACGAGAACUGGAGCUGCAGAAAGCUAAUUUCAACCAGGAAGUCAACACUAAGAAAGCGGAGGCCCAGCUGGCGUACGAGCUGCAGGCAGCCAAGGAGCAGCAGAAGAUCUGCCUGGAGGAGAUUGAGAUCGAAGUGGUGCAGAGGAAGAAGCAGAUCACCAUUGAGGAGAGGGAGAUCGAGCGGACAGACAAGGAGCUCAUCGCCACAGUCAAGAGGCCCGCUGAGGCAGAGGCCUACAAAAUGCAGCAGCUGGCCGAGGGGCAGAAGACGAAGACGGUGCUGAUAGCUCAGGCUCAGGCCGAAAAGAUCAGGAAGAUCGGCGAGGCGGAGGCUUCCUCCAUCGAGGCCGUGGGCAAGGCGGAGGCUGAGAAGAUGAGACUGAAGGCUGAGGCCUACCAGCAGUACGGAGAGGCAGCUAAGACCGCCCUGGUCCUGGAGGCCCUGCCUAAGAUUGCUUCCAAGGUGGCUGCGCCAUUAGCCAAGACCAAUGAGAUCGUCAUGCUCAGUGGGGACGGCAACCGGCUGACCAGCGAGGUCAACCGCCUGUUGGCUGAACUUCCUGUGUCAGUCAACGCUCUCACUGGAGUGGAUUUGUCAAAGAUCCCGUUGCUGCAGAAGAUGACCGGUGCUCAAGCCUGAAAGCCGACUCCUCCACACGACUCCAGUAUCUCUCGUAUGCACUCUGAUAGACUGCCUUUAAUACACUUGAAGAAUUUUGUUGUUUUAUACGUAUAUACUGUAAACCAAGUGGAUUUUUGGAAACCUCUGGUGCCUUACUUUACACAGGGCCAGAAUAUCUGCAUGCACUGCUGCUCAUUCAAAGAUUUUUUUUAUUUUGUGUUAACAUGGGAACAUUUUGUGUUGUGUUUUUAUCCAGGUUAUAUUAAUAAUAACACCUAAAUCUUCUGUAUUUAUACAUUGAGGGUCCGGCUUUCACUUUUUACACUCCGUACGUCGCAGGCCUUUGUCGUUUUAUAUACCUCUUUCUUUAUCGUUAGACACAUCUGCAUUCCCUAGAGAACAUUAAUCUUUUUCUCGUGGAGCUUUUCUUUGUAUUCUACAUGUUGUAAUAUUUAACGAUUUGUUAUUUUGGGUCACUGAUUGAUUCUUACAAUGCAACAGGUGCUCAAAAUCUUAAAAGAAGCCCCCUCUCAUUGUGCAAAGUGUGUCUGUUCCCCUGAAAUAAGUUUAAUUGUCAACAAACUGUUGAUGUCAGGCAUAAUACAUAUGCUUAUCAUUGACAUGUUGGCAGGAAAACGGGAAGAAAAAUCUGAUCUUGUGCUGAUAUGGUUAGCUUGUAGCGUGUUCCUUUUAAUAUUUAGUGGAAAACUGUUAGUAGUUUCGGCCUAGAUCAAGAGUCUGUGUUAAAAAGAAAGAAAGAAUGAGGGGCAAACUGUACGAAAGGCCGAACAGCGAUGCCAAAUAGAAUAGGUUGUCUUUUAAUUAGUCGUAUUGUCGUUAUCAGAAGGAUUUUGGGAUACUGUACAGUUUAUCUGAUGUGUAAUUUCAUACCACAAAUACCUGUAGAUGCUAAGUCACGUUCGACAGGGUGCGUCAAACAAACCAAACUCCUACACUUUACACAGAAACACACUUUUCUGUUCAAUGUUUGCACACGUUUGCAUUGAUUUGUUUUUAAUAACUGUGACAUAAAAAAAAUAGAAGGACCUUUUAGCACUUUGUGUGUGCGCUUUAACUUAUCAAACAAUUUUUGUCUGUUUUUAAAUCAGUGAUAUUGCUGUUUGUAAAUGUUUUUGGGGGUCCAAAGCACCAAAUGUUAAAAAGGGAGAGUUCAGAUGUUUAGAAGUGUGGUUGUAGGAGCCACUUCUCCAUAGUCAGCGUGUUAGCUACAGUACAUGCUGCUAAAUGUCAUUUUGCCUCAGAACCAAAGGGAGUUGCUUGUCUACCACUGCCUCCACCGGUUAGUAAGUUAGUUAGUUAUUGUGUGUCUUAACUGAAUGCGAACUAACAACUUUCAAACACCAAAGUCGCUCAUUAACGCAGACUAACUAACCGAUGGAGGCAGCGGUAGAGCAGCAACUCCCGUGUCCUGCAAGGUAAAAAUGACUGUUGUCUGGUGGCUUUGAAGAGAGCAGAGAUAACGGGUCGUAAUAGGCUGUCUGACAGCGAGGUGUGAAAAUAUUCUAAAUAUAGCGUAUAGACAGACAGAUAUUAGGUGUCUAAACUAGAGACGGUCCGAUACCAUUUUUUGCUUCCCGAUACCGAUUCCGAUACCUGAACUUGCGUAUCGGCCGAUACCGAGUACCGAUCUGAUACCAGUGUGUCAUA